Candoia aspera is the source of this 3958-nucleotide messenger RNA. It is a transcript of the gene MAML3, whose product is annotated as mastermind like transcriptional coactivator 3. Gene Ontology annotation, biological process: positive regulation of transcription of Notch receptor target. The record is from RefSeq and is a predicted model, not a curated record. Bases 846 to 2855 code for a protein of 669 amino acids. Gene Ontology annotation, cellular component: nucleoplasm. The transcript is spliced from 4 exons. Gene Ontology annotation, molecular function: transcription coactivator activity. Lineage: Eukaryota; Metazoa; Chordata; Lepidosauria; Squamata; Candoiidae.
AAGAGACAGUGAAGAGGAAAUUAGAAGGAGCACGCUCACCCCUCAAUGGAGAACAGCAGAAUGGUGUCUGUGACAGUAGCUUCUCCCCAACUAACAAGCGGAUACGGAAAGAUGUACCUGGAAUUGAGAGAGUCAGUAGUUUGCCAAACAGUUUGCCUUUGCCUUCUAUUUCUCCUCUUCACCAUCUUGACAUAAAGCCAUCUUUGCCCCUGCAAAACAGUGGAACCCAUGCUGGUACCCUGGAAGACUUAGGUAAAAAUGGUGGACUUUCGGACCUAAAACUCCCAAUCAAUGGAUGCACUGAGCUUGAAGAUAGUUUUAACCUCCUGCACAACAACAGUAGCAGCAGCAAGGAACUGAAACAAGAGCCCUUGGAUGAUCCCAACUGCACUGACAAUUCUGACACAUCCCUUUCCAAUCAGAAUAAACUCUUUUCAGACAUUAACCUGAAUGAUCAGGAGUGGCAGGAGUUAAUAGAUGAGCUGGCCAACACUGUUCCAGAAGAUGAUAUACAAGAUUUGUUCAAUGAAGACUUUGAAGAGAAAAAGGAACCUGAAUUUCCUAGACCAGCCACUGAGAUUCAGGAGACUGCCAGUGUGAAAAGUGAUCCAUGUCACUCUCCAUUUGCUCACAUACCAACAGGUUCUCCCCAGGUAAGACCUUCAUCGUCAGGUCCUCCAUUUUCAAAUAUCCCUACUACUUCUAGCCUGCCUUCAGUCUCUAAUGCUCCUCCUGCUCCAGCCCUGGACAGUUCACCAGCAAACUGUGUGGUUCAGUCCCCUCAGACUCCCAACCAAGCACAUCCCCCAGGCCAAACUCAGUCACGACCAGGCAAUAGUUUCCACAUGAACCCAGCAGCAGUGACCCCAGCAGGCCCAGGGCCUAGCCAAGUGACUGUGCCUAGCACUGACUUGUCUCCAGCUGAGCAGCUGAAACAGAUGGCAGCACAGCAACAGCAGCGGGCUAAGCUCAUGCAGCAGAAGCAGCAGCAGCAGCAGCAGCAGCAGCCGCAGCAUCCAAACCAAGCGUCUAGUUGGUCCCCAGUGGGGCCUCCAUCUAGUCCUUAUGGAGGACCUUUCAGUACAGAAAAACCAAAUAGCCCGAUGAUGUACCCCCAAGCCUUUAACAACCAAAAUCCUGCAGUGCCUCCCACGGCAAGCAAUCCACAAAAGACUACAGUGAAUAACUACCUCCCUCAAAACCAUAUCAAUAUGAUUAGUCAGCAGCCAAAUAAUCUGGGUUCGAACUCUUUGAGCAAACAAACCAAUAUGCUUUCUUAUGGCAACACUAAACCUCUGUCUCAUUUCAAUGCUGACUUGAGUCAGAGAAUGACUCCACCAAUGUCCAAUUCCAACAAGAGUCCCAUGAUGCCAUAUAUGCAGCAGCAGCAGCAGCAGCAGCUUCCCCAACAACCCCAAAUUCAGGCUCAAAUGACGCAUUUGAGUGAGGAGCAGAAGCGCAUGCUCAUUUUGAAGCAGAAAGGAAUGAUGAAUCAGCCAGUAGCUUAUGGAACACUUCCAUCUCUUGGUCAGGACCAGCACACUGUGGGAUUGUCCCGAUCCACAGGUCCCAUGCAGUCCGCUGUACCACCAGGACCCAGUAAUGUGGGCACUAACACAGGCAAUGCCAAUUUCAUGGGCAGCCAACCUCAAGCAGCCAUUAUGAAGCAGAUGCUGAUUGAGCAAAGGGCCCAACUCCAUCUGAUGGAGCAGCAGAAGCAACAGUUUCUUCUAAGGGAGCAACGGCAGCAGCAGCACAUCUUGGCUGAACAACAUUUACAGCAGCAGUCACAUUUGCCUCGGCAGCACUUUCAGCAACAGCAGCGAAAUCCUUAUCCAGUGCAACCAGUCAAUCAGUUUCAAGGUUCUCCGCAAGAUAUAGCUGCAGUAAGAAAUCAGGCUGCUCUUCAGACCAUGAGGACUCCUCGAAUGAUAUCCCAGAAUGCUGGCAUGAUGUCUUUGGGGGCCUCUCAGAACACUGCAGCAAUCUCUGCCACAGGUGGCCAGUCUGAAAUGGGAAUGGCUCCUUACAGCAGUCCAGUGACUGGCCAGCCAGGAAUGUAUAAUAUGAAUUCAGGAAUGAGCCAAAUGUUGCAACACCCAAACCAAAAUAGCAUAAACAUAACACACAAUCCAAGUCAGGGGCCAAGGCAGCCCAGCUCAACACAAGGAAUUGGCAUGGUCAGCAGCUUUGGUCCAAAUGUUUUAGUGAACUCUACUGUAUCUCAACAACAUCAGCAAAUGAAAGGACCUGUGGGACAAGUUAUGACCAGACCACAAGCUCCCAGACUUCAAAAUAUGAUGGGGCCUGUCCCACAAGGAACACAGAACUGGCAGGCAAGAGGACUGCAAGGUAUCCCUGGAAGGACUAGCAAUGAAAUUGGAUCUUUCAAUAAUGGAUCUGCUUACUCAAUGCAAUCAAGUCAGCCAAGGCUGCCUAAGCAACAUUUUCCUCAAGGCAUUAGUCAGUCUAUCAUGGAUACAAAUGGAGCAGUACGGACACUGAACUCAGGCAUAGGAAGGCAGAUGUUGCAACCUCUCUCUGGACAACAAGGAACCAAUAACCAACCCAGAUCAAUGCUUAUGCCUACAAUAAGUCAGGCAGUUUCCACUCUAACUGGUUUUAAUCAGUCCUCUGCACAACAAAUACCAGGAAGUACCUUUACUCAGACCAGCCAAGGACAGAUCUAUGAGAGGAAUCCCACUCAAGAUAUAUCUUAUAGCUAUAGCAAUGAAGGAACUGGAGGGUCCUUUGCAAAUAUAACUGAAAGCACAGAUCUUGUAGACUCCAUCAUUAAAAGUGGACCAGGAGAUGAAUGGAUACAAGAACUUGAUGAACUGUUUGGAAAUCCAUAGCACAUGGAGGUGUACAGUUCCAACAUUUGUGGGGUCAAAAAAGGAAAGCAGGAUGAUGUCCAUCCUUGUUUCUUUGUUUUGUUUUUAAAGCUGUGCAAAGCUAGCUGAUCUGUGAAGGCAUAGAUGGAAUUUGAAGCAAUGACAAGAAGUCCUUGCCAACUUCCCCACAGCAGUCUCCAUGCCAUAGCAUACCUGCUGCAGGCCAGAAUGAGAGAGAGAGAGAGAAAGACUGAGAGAGCAAGAAAGAGAGAAAAGCUCGGAAAAUGCUGCUUUCUGCCUACGGGCCACAGAAAGUGCCAGGCAGUUUCCGUGUGCCAAAGCACUGGCUGUCCUAUAACAAUGCACUUUCCAGGCAGUUCUGUUAGAACUAUUGUAGUUUUCAGGAUACAGAACAGGCAACUUUUGAGACAAAGCAGGGGAGUCGCUAGGUGACUGUACGAGUGACAUACACACAGAUCUAAACUCUGAAUUCAAUAAAUACCAAGUUUCUCCAUGCAAUGUGUGUAAUCUGAUACAGAAUUAAGUAAAGGUUGUUUGAAUAUGGUGAUGAUAAUGAUAUCAUGGCUGAAUUGGUUCAGUCAGUGUGCUAUCAAUGCUUCUUAAGAUGCAGAGAUGGAUUCUAGUAAGAGAGCUUGUCUUUUCUCUGUUGUCCAUUUCCUGCAUAAUCAACUGAUUCUUGAGUCAUUAUCUUUAAGAAUGAGGGAAAAUACAGCAUAGGACAAGCAAGAUUGUAUAAUAGUUGUAUUACUCACUGGCUGCCUCCAAAGAUAGUGAUGCAAUACAAAAGUAAUUAGAAAAAGGGAGAUAAGUCUAAGGAAAUGGAAAUAUUGGUAUUGAGCUUGUUGUUUUUCUGAAAAUACAGGAUCAAGUGAGGUUGGGCUUACAAGCUAUUGGCUUGAUCUUCCAAAGAUGUCAGGAGAAACAAGGAACAACUGCUCCAAAGAUCACACCAAGAGGGGCCAGUAAUUGUAUUGGCUUUGUAUACAAUAUAUCAGUUCCUUAGACACCACUGUCAAAGCAUCCCUUGACAGAUUGAGAGUGAGUUUAUGCUUUAUGUUCUUCAAAAAUGUGUCCUCUUUUCUAUACAGUAUUUCCUACUUUCU